AAACUACGGUAAAGAUCGAUUUUUCAGCCGCCGAUCGGGCUUUAGUGCGUCGCCGAGCUCCGAAGCGUAUAGAUGGGGAUCGGUUCCGUAGUUUUUGCCGCCGCUGGCCUGCUGCUCCUCCUCCUCCCGCCGUCGCAGCAGCAAGCGCCAACGGGAAACAUUGGAUCCCAGUGGCGCGACGAUGAGGUCCAUUUCAACCGCACCCUGGACUCCAUUUUGGUGCCACGCGUCGUUGGCAGUCGGGGGCAUCAGCAGGUGCGCGAGUACCUGGUCCAAUCGCUGAACGGCCUUGGCUUCCAAACGGAAGUGGAUGAGUUCAAGCAGAGAGUUCCAGUUUUCGGCGAGCUCACGUUCGCCAAUGUUGUGGGCACAAUCAAUCCCCAGGCUCAGAACUUCCUCGCUCUGGCCUGCCACUACGACAGCAAGUACUUCCCUAAUGAUCCCGGCUUCGUGGGCGCCACUGACUCCGCCGUGCCCUGUGCCAUUCUGCUGAACACCGCCAAGACCUUGGGCGCGUAUCUGCAGAAAGAGUUUCGCAAUCGAAGCGAUGUGGGACUUAUGCUCAUAUUCUUCGAUGGCGAGGAGGCCUUUAAGGAGUGGACCGAUGCGGACUCCGUAUACGGCUCAAAGCAUCUGGCCGCAAAGUUGGCUAGCAAACGCAGUGGUUCCCAGGCGCAACUAGCUCCACGCAAUAUAGAUCGAAUUGAAGUGCUGGUGCUGCUGGAUCUUAUUGGGGCGCGGAAUCCCAAGUUCUCCAGUUUUUAUGAAAACACCGACGGACUGCACUCCAGUCUCGUGCAGAUUGAGAAAUCUCUGCGCACUGCCGGCCAGCUGGAGGGCAAUAACAAUAUGUUUUUAAGUCGUGUCAGCGGUGGUCUAGUCGACGAUGAUCAUCGACCGUUUUUAGAUGAGAAUGUUCCUGUGCUGCAUUUGGUAGCCACUCCUUUCCCAGACGUCUGGCACACGCCUCGGGACAAUGCCGCCAAUCUGCACUGGCCUUCCAUACGCAAUUUCAACCGUGUUUUUCGUAAUUUCGUUUAUCAAUACCUUAAGCGGCACACGUCACCAGUGAAUUUGCGUUUUUACCGAACAUAGUUUAUGUUUUGUCUUAUGGCUAAGAUUUAUUAAGCAUAAGUGUAAAGUGUUUUUCGUUAAUUAAAGUGUCCUAAGGCAUGUGUAA
Messenger RNA from Drosophila simulans, 1180 nucleotides. Its product is annotated as glutaminyl-peptide cyclotransferase. NCBI's taxonomy places the organism in Eukaryota, Metazoa, Arthropoda, Insecta, Diptera, Drosophilidae. Gene Ontology annotation, molecular function: glutaminyl-peptide cyclotransferase activity; zinc ion binding. Bases 73 to 1095 code for a protein of 340 amino acids. The record is from RefSeq and is a predicted model, not a curated record. The transcript has 6 exons.